GGAGGCGGGCGGGACGCGGGUGGGUUCCGCCGCCCGUGCCGGGGAGCGCAGCCGGGCACGGGCACGGGCACGGGCGGCCGCCUCUGUUGUUGUCGCGCCGGGGCCGCCCCCAGCUGCUGCUGCUGCGACUGCCGCCGCCACGCCCGGACCGUGUCCGGGGCUGGGCUGGGCGGACCGGACCCCCCGUGCCCCGGCUCCCUGGGCGGGCGAGGAGCAUCCGCGCUGCCCGAUAUCCCCGCGACCAUCGCGCUGGCUUCCACUGCCACGCCGGGAGGGAGCCGGGCGCGCGGGGCUUUCCACAGGCUGACAAUGACAAAUAUCGGAGAAAAAGUUGUGUGCCUGGUUGCUUACCACAUAUUUUUCAUGCUGUUCGUCUGGUCAUAUUGGAAAACAAUCUUUACGCUACCAAUGAAUCCUUCAAAAGAAUUUCAUCUGUCAUAUUCAGACAAGGAGUCCCUAGAGAGGGAGCCUAGAGGUGAAUCCCAGCAAGAAGUCUUAAGACGAGCAGCCAAGGAUCUUCCUAUCUAUACACGGACAAUGUCUGGAGCAAUCAGAUACUGUGACAGAUGCCAUCUUGUAAAACCAGAUCGUUGCCAUCACUGUUCAGUAUGCGACAAAUGCAUUUUGAAAAUGGAUCAUCACUGCCCUUGGGUGAACAACUGUGUAGGAUUCUCCAAUUACAAAUUUUUUCUUCUCUUCUUGGCUUACUCGCUACUGUAUUGCCUUUUCAUCGCUGCAACAGAUUUGCAGUACUUUAUCAAGUUUUGGACAAAUGGCCUUCCUGAUACUCAAGCCAAGUUCCACAUCAUGUUUUUAUUCUUUGCUGCAGCUAUGUUUUCUGUCAGCUUGUCUUCUCUCUUUGGGUAUCACUGUUGGCUUGUCAGCAAGAAUAAAUCUACAUUAGAGGUAUUCAGAGCGCCCAUAUUUCGUCACAGAACAGAUAAAAAUGGUUUUAGCCUGGGCUUCAGCAAAAACCUAAGGCAGGUGUUUGGUGACGAGAAGAAAUACUGGUUGCUGCCUGUGUUUUCAAGUUUAGGGGAUGGUUGCUCCUUUCCAACUUGCCUUGUUAAUCAGGAUCCUGAGCAAGCUUCUACACCUGGUGUACUUAAUUCAACAUCCAAAAGUGAGAACCAUCUGUUUCCUGCAAAGCCGUUGUGUGAUUCCCAGAGCCACCUACUUACAGAUGCACCAUCUUGGCCAGAAACUGCUGCAAAGGCUGACAAGGGCAAAGUCGGUAUGAGCAAUCCUGCAUUAACCAUGGAAAAUGAAACCUAAUUUCCCUUAAAAGAAGCAUCUGCGUAUGUAAGGAAAGUUUAAGAACAAGCUGUUGUUGGAAGGAAGAUGCAUUCUUCCAAGUAUCAGCCCUGUUGGCCAGCUGCUCCUGUCUGCUCCUCUAUGGAUGUGCUCAGAAAACAAACUGACAGAUGAUUUGCUGUCUCCAUGUCACUGCUUGAAACACAAAACUAAACAUACUACUUCUGAACCAUAUAAAGGAUGUUUCAACUUAAAAUUACUGGGUUUGAAUGGUGAAGGAUGAUUGAGUACUAGAAAGUGGUAAAAAAGUCUAUGUUUACUAUUGUAAAAAUUCGAUGGCUGGUUUUACUUUGAUAUUCAGCACAAGAAAAAUGUGAACUCCUUACUAUCAGUUCAUGUUCUUGGCUUGGUUUUGAAAAUUCACCUUUUAAUUCAAAUUGUUGUAAGUAGUUGACUUUAAAAUCAAAUUUUUGCACUACUGGCUUUAUGAAUUGGGAGAACAGCCAGUGUGGAUUAGGAAUAGUUUAGUGGCUUGGUGGACUGUAUUUUCUUUUGAGCCCUUGAUAAGCAAUUUUUGAAGAAAACCUAAGUGAAGUGUCUGACUGGUUUUAGAACAUUUUUUUGAAAAUAUUAUUGUAAAAGCUUUGUCUUCCCAAAGGUCUGCAGUACAGGUAGUUGGAAAAGUUGCUGAGAGAGAAAACAAUCCUUUGGGUAACUGAAUGCUACAGUGGGCCACUGCUCAGUGAUGUGAUGAAAAGCCUGUGUUCAGGGGGGUAAUACAUAAAUGAAACUGGCCAGUUGGGGAUUUUGAUGGAAGCUUCACAGAACAGUCCUAUGAAAUGGGAUUUCAUUGUCCCAUUUGGAGCUCUUACCCCUUUGGGAAGCAAAUGUUGGCCCUGAACUUUGAUCCAAAAGGCUUUUUACUAACCUGUGUUAGUUACUGAGGGCCCCUGUCUUUCAAGCUCCUAUUUCAUAUUAAUAUUUGUCUCAGAUUUCUUUUUUCACUUUUUCUUCAAGACACUGCCUUUCUUACUGCAUAACUUAAUACCAUGUGCAGUCAAGGUGACUUACUGGUAUAACUUAUGAUAUUUGCAUUUACAGGACAAUGGACUUUUGAUUGCAAUACCAAAAAGCCAAGCUGCUGCACAUAGGAAAUCCCAUUCAAUGAAGUUAGGAGCUAGCAGCUUUUUUAGGAUCAGAGUUUACUGACCAGAAUAAAAGAUGCAUUUUUGGCUUUCAAAGUCAAGGAAGUUUCAGCAACACAACUCUAAUUGUCUUGUGCCUUUUGUAUACACUACAUUUAAGGUAUCACUGUUUACAUUUAAAUGCAAAUUUCUCUUCUGAAAACAACUUUAGGAGGAACUUAAUUAUACUUUCUAGGGGGCUAGAUAAAAAGCGAAGUCAAAAAAGAAAGGUGAAACCUCAGACUGUGCUGAGUUUGGUUGAAACAGUGAAGUACUUCUAUUAUCAAACCUGAAUUACUUAGUAGGUUGGUUCACAGUGUAAAGAUGCCAGUCACUUGUUUAGGAAACUGGCAGCAGGACUAAGUGAUGUAAUUCUGAAAGCAAAAUAUACUAUCAUUAACUCUUCUACCAGCAGGUAACUUCAAAAUUUGUCUUUCUUGGGUUUGCAACUUAAGUGAUAGCUGGUGUAGCAAAAUGUGGCUUUUUUUUUUUCCUCUAGUGAGGGAAAAUGUAUUUCUUUUAUUUUUUUCUUUUAAAUCUAAAAAUUUUACCAGCCUGAAAACAUCUGUUUAUUGCCAGAAGUGCCAGAGUGUGAAUCCCUUGAUAUAGAACACCUUUUUUAAACUAGCAUGAAGGUAGCAUACAGUUUACAUUAUGCCUGCAGAGAUCUAGUUACCAAAAGAUUUUUUGCAGCUCUUUAUUCGGUGUUGUUCUGUCAGCUUACCUCAUAUUCGUGUUUGUUUAAAGGCGAACUUGUCAAGGGAUAAGGGGGAGAGGGAAAAUAUAUUUUUUAACACUUCAGGUUCUCUAUCUGUAGAGUCUUGUUUUUUAUGCAGUUAGUCACAGGGUGGUUUGUCAUGGAGCAUGCAUUAAAAAAUACUAAGUAGAAAGUUCAAAUUCAGCUUCAGUGUGUCUUGCACCAUAUUUUUAUGUAAAGACAAAAGAUUUCCUCCCCAGCAAAACACAUCAUGGAAAUGGAUCUAAUGUCGGUUUCUGUAUGUCCAGGGCUCUGAGAUCUCUGAGUAAGGCUGGGGAAUCAAUGUAGAGAAAGGACAGGGAUAAGGGAUCAAGAAAUGCCUGGCUUCUCCAUGUCUCAGGAGUCACACUUGGAAAGCACAAUAGCCCUUAAUAUUCUGCAGUUUUGUUGCAGCCAGAGACUGUCCCCCUCACAGAAAACUGA
Passer montanus (Eurasian tree sparrow) is the source of this 3618-nucleotide messenger RNA. RefSeq names its product zinc finger DHHC-type palmitoyltransferase 2 (gene ZDHHC2). The record is from RefSeq and is a predicted model, not a curated record. The transcript is spliced from 13 exons. Bases 310 to 1275 code for a protein of 321 amino acids. Gene Ontology annotation, molecular function: protein-cysteine S-palmitoyltransferase activity. Lineage: Eukaryota; Metazoa; Chordata; Aves; Passeriformes; Passeridae. Gene Ontology annotation, cellular component: endoplasmic reticulum; Golgi apparatus. Gene Ontology annotation, biological process: peptidyl-L-cysteine S-palmitoylation; protein targeting to membrane.